AUGUCUAUAACAGAGGGUACCAUCCCAUUUACAGUGAACGGUGAAACCUUUCACACGUGGUACAAGAUAGCAGGAGACAUAACAUCCGCUCAGCGCCCUCCACUUGUUGUCCUUCACGGCGGCCCUGGAGGCUCUCAUGACUACAUGCUGCCCCUUGUAGACCUCACCACCAGAGAUCCUCCCACCACCGUGAUCUUCUACGACCAAAUCGGGACCGGGCGCUCCUCGCAUAUCCAGAACAAACCCUCUUCAUUCUGGUCCAUCGAGCUCUUCGUCAACGAGCUCGAAAACCUCCUCGCCUACUUCUCCCUGGCCGAUAAAAGAUACGAUCUGCUCGGGCAAUCAUGGGGAGCACAACUCGGGGCCGAGUUCAUCAUUCGCCGGCAGCCACGAGGGCUCAGACGGCUUAUUCUCGCAAAUGGCCUUGCCAGUGCGAAGCUCCGGAACGAAGCGAGGUGGAAACUCAUGGCAAAGCUCCCGGCCGAGGUGGGAGAGACCAUCAAGAGGCACGAAAAGGAAGGGACGACGCUUGCUGAGGAAUACAAAGCGGCAUGGCGCGUCUUUUACGAAAAUUACGCGUGCCGAAUGAAGCCUAUUCCAGCUGAAGUCAUUCAUACCAUCGGGCAGACUGAAGAUGAUGAUGGAGGAGCUAUAAAUGUCCUUGAAUUUGAAUGGGAUAUCAUCGAUAAGAUCCAUCUCAUCCGCGUCCCGACCCUGAUCAUCAAUAGCGAAUAUGAUUAUAUGACCGACGAAGUCUGCGCGCCCUUCUUCUGGAGAAUCGACAAGGUCAAAUGGGUGAAAUUUGCGCAUUCUAGCCAUAUGCCUCAAUGGGAGGAGAGGGAACGUUAUAUCGAUGUUGUAGACGAAUUUCUUGGUCAGGUGUAA
Molecule: messenger RNA, 885 nt
Organism: Desarmillaria tabescens
Lineage: Eukaryota; Fungi; Basidiomycota; Agaricomycetes; Agaricales; Physalacriaceae
Product: proline-specific peptidase
Exons: 2
Coding region: 1-885 (294 amino acids)
Biological process (GO): proteolysis
Molecular function (GO): peptidase activity
Source: RefSeq, a predicted model, not a curated record